Pecten maximus is the source of this 10201-nucleotide messenger RNA. RefSeq lists its product as uncharacterized. Gene Ontology annotation, molecular function: phospholipid binding; protein binding. Gene Ontology annotation, biological process: signal transduction. Bases 739 to 6657 code for a protein of 1972 amino acids. The record is from RefSeq and is a predicted model, not a curated record. The transcript has 19 exons. Lineage: Eukaryota; Metazoa; Mollusca; Bivalvia; Pectinida; Pectinidae.
CCCAGCCGGUGAAAAUAGAACGUGGAUUGUAUUGAACGGUUACCCUUAACCCUCGUCUAACCCCGGCAACAGAGAGUUCGGAGUUCCUCACCUGUAAUUUGGAUCCAACAGGUAGAUGGUGGACCUAAAUCAACAGCCCCGUUGAAAUAUUUGAUAUUAAUUCUAUGCAAAUUUUAUCCAGGUGAAAGUUUAACUUCCUUUUAAUUGUCGCGGCAGUGGAAAACUGGAUUUUAAAAUUGUAAAUUCUUUACGUGUGAAAUCUAACUCACCUGUGUGAACGUUGGAUGUUUACAUGCAAAUUCAGUUUUUUUCUCACCUGUUUUAUUGUGAGUAUUUGAUAAAAUACCAAAGUGUCAUUGGUUGAAGUGUUUGAUUGUGGUGGGAAGCGUGACAGAGUUUGUGGUACUAGAUUAUUAGUGGGACAUAUUGCCACAGGCCCAGCAUGGAUGUAUACACACAGUGUUAACUGGAUCGAUUUGACUGUGAUAUUCUGGAUAUCGACUUUUAAAAAAGCCGAGUGAAGAUGACCGCCUGUUGAGUCCCUUACUUCCACCCUGGAACGGCCCACGGACAGUGGUCAUCCCUAAAACUGACCAAGGCUACGGAUUCACCCUCCGCCACUUCAUCGUCUAUCCCCCGGAUUUUAACGUACAAGACCAAUAUCAGCCCUGCGAUGACUCCCAGGAUUACCCUCGUGGAAUCUCCUGUAAGCGGCCCAAGCUGCGUAGACUUGAGCCUAUGGAAACAAUCUUUGUUAAGCAUGUAAAAGAAGACAGUGUUGCCCAGAACGCCGGUCUAAACGAAGGAGACCGAAUUCUGUCCAUUAACGAUAUACCCAUCCUCGGCCAGUCCUACCCACAAAUCAUCUCCCUGAUACAGACGUCCAAUGAGCCAGUACUCAAACUAGAUGUUUUACCUAGAGACGAGGAUGUUCUUCAGAUGGCUUACCAAAAUUCAAACAGAAAUUCCCUUCAGGAGCCCCUAUAUCACAGUCGUAGCAGCAGCAGUAACAUUAGUGGUAACAGUAUAAAAGUCAAAGGUCAGCAGGUCUACCCUUCUCCGUCAUCCCAGGGGAUAUCAACCUCCGGCGAGACAGGAAGGUAUCGAGGACCAGAACGAAGAUUUUCAGCAUCGUCUUUGGAUGAAUAUGCUGAUUCAGACGAGUUGAAUUACAGGUAUCUUGGAUCUUCUGAAAAAAGUAGAAAAAUGAAAUCUUCAACUUCUUACACUUCAGGAUUAAGUAUGUACAGGGAACCCCAGCUCAAGAGCAAUGCAAGUGGGGGUGACCUUCACAAGGUCGUGUUUAAUGACAGACGCAGGCAGUUUGAGUCACGUGCAAAGGAGAAUCUCAAGGGGCCCUCAAAGACAUACUCAUUAGGGUUGUAUUAUCCUGCACCAAAAAAGGAGUCCGUCCCAGUUAAAACAUCCGAAGGUGUUCCAAGCGCUUCUUCUCACUACAGACGGUCAACAGACAACAUCCUCCAGUCAAACGAUUCUCUAGAGAAUAUCACACGGUCUGUAACUGUCAAACCACAGGGCAGAGUUAUUCCCCUUGAACAACGCCCUUCUGCAAGAGAAGGUAUGAAUCAAUCACAACAGGAAUCAUAUAAUGUCGGAAAUUCAUCAACAUACGCAUCAACUUUGUCAUCUUCAUCUUCACGUCACAGCUACCCUGAUUCGUCAUCAGCAUUAGCCAAUCAGAGCACAGCAAUACCUCACUCGUACACAUCCCAAACUAACGUGGCAGGUGAUCAAUUGAAAAGUGAACACUUAACUAGGCAUUACGUUCCUGUUGUGUCACAGACCUCUGGUGUGUCAAUCAGUCCGAAAUUAUCCUCGAGUGUCGACGGACUUGACUCGUCACGCUCUGGUCACUACAUUACGGAGCGAAGUCUACGGACAAAUUAUAGCUCACCUGCGUAUGAGCAACAAAAUCAAAAUGGUAGUGCUAGAACCUUUAUUGUGAAAAUCGGCAAUAAGACCAUUGAAACGGGAGGAAAUAAUCCGACAAACGGUCAAAUGUCAAGUGGUGGUGCUGUACAGAUGUCAAAUCAGUAUGGCUCCACGUUUGCUCUGACUAAAUCUCCUCAUGGUGCUCAAAUUGAAAUCAAGCAAAAAGAUAACAGGGAUAGACCUCCAAUAGUGUCGUACAGAAAGCAACAGUUUGAGACUGGACAGAAUGACAACAACCAGGGACAAAAUCUCAACAGGUACAAAACGGAAAUUAAGAAAAUCACAUCUGGGAAAUUUGCGACUGUCGCAAACCGUUUACAAAAUUUUGAAAAAGAAGGAAUCUGUGUACGAAGGAUGUCAUCCACAGAGAGAUAUUCGUCACCGGAACCUUCGUCAGGACAUACGUCACAUUCCCACUCGUCGGAGCGUAGCACACCCCAACCACAACCGCCUCCACAGCAGCAGACGGCCCCAAUUCGAAUCUACGUAUCCCAGGGUACACCUCACUCCUCUUCCUCUCCGCUGGUUGAGAUCAUGCAGAUGCCUAUAUACCAAGACUCGGCAAUGCAGAAUGCUCAGCCGAUGGAAAUGACAACAUCCAAAGCUUCCAUUCGUAUGCAAGAUGAUGAUGUAGAUGGAAUGUCUGAUGAUGAGGACCGAGGAAACAAACCAGUCCGGAAGCCCUCAUUCCUGGCAGCUAUCAACCAACCACCAAGAUAUGGUCAGUCUGUCUCUGACCUGCCCAGCCCGGAUUCCCCACCGAUCAGCCCAAGUCCAUGGAUGGGCUCACAUACCUCCAUCUCAAGUUCCAGCAAUAUUGGACUGCUACCGUAUUCUUCUUUAUCCUCAGUUGUGUUGCCUCCUCCUAAUUCUGAUACAGGCCUGGCUCUGACUAGUACUCCUAUCCGAGAUUCCACUCCUUCCGUCAUUCUCCGGAAGAAAUCUGAGUCAACACCAGAGGAGGAAGCCAUCAAAUUGCAGAGGAGAACAUCGUAUCUCAUGGCAACAGCCAAGGACAGAGACAGUCACAAGCUGUCAUUGGACAAAUCACAAUCUCCCAACCAAUCAGCUGAGAUGACAAUGCAAACUCCAAAUAAACAUCACAGUAUGAAGAAAUUGAAAGCCUUCUUUGGAGAAAGGACGCCACGGAUCAUGGAGGCGACCGAGAAGAGACAGGACCCUGCCAGUCCUAUACAGGAAGUGGUGAAGGAAGGUACACUCCACCUAAAAACGGACAUCACUGACGGAAAGAGAAGCAGUGAUAGGUCCUGGAAGCCAGUCUGGGUGGAACUGAGAGGCCAUGCUCUGUACCUACACAAGGAGAGGAAGGAAACAGUAGGAGUGUCACACCCUUUCUCCUUUGAAGACCAGCCAAUCUCUAUCAAGUCUUCAAUUGUCGACAUUGCCUAUGACUACACGAAAAAGAAAAACGUCUUUCGUCUGAAGACCUACAAUGGCUCAGAGUACCUGUUCCAAGCAGAUGAACACGAGGCCAUGUUGUCAUGGAUACGAGCUAUUCAGGAGAACAAUGACCCAGACUCGGAUGUAAGGGGUUCGAGGUGUAAAGUCCGGGAGAAAGGUCUAGCCAGCAAGGACCUUAUCAUCAGGAAGAGUAACCAGUACGAGUCAACCCAACCCCCUCCCAACAUGUCUGCCAACAAGACCUCGCCGCAGGCUCCACCCAAGUCCAACAAAAAGCUGCAGGUGCUCUCGCUUAAACCCAAAAUACCACACUCCCCCAGCAUGAAACGUAAGAAGGCAGAAAACAAAGACGAUAGCACCAAAGCUAAGACGCUUCGAGGGAAGCUUAAGAGCUUCCGUAAAUAUGGUGUAUUAGGAUCUGGUCAUUCUGAGGAGCAUGAGAACUCUGGAAUGUUCGCAGUACCUCUGUCCUGUUGUAUACCAUCACCUAACAAUGAUUUCGUGCCCCUGAUCGUUGACCUGUGCACUAAAAUCGUAGAGGCGCGUGGUCUGGAGGUUACAGGGGUGUACAGAGUUCCUGGUAACUCAGCUGCUGUCAACCACAUGCAAGAGGAACUCAAUAAGGGCAUUGAUAACAUGAACGUGGACCAUGAGAAGUGGUGCGACGUCAAUGUAAUCAGCAGUCUACUGAAGACCUUCUUCAGGAAGUUACCAGAUCCACUGAUUACUACAGAGCUGUACCAGAGCUUUAUAAACGCCAACAGGACAGAGGACCCCGAGAGACGUAUGCUCAAGGUCAAAAGGUUAUUGCACGACCUUCCUGAACAUCAUUUUGAGACGUUCAGACACUUGGCUGAGCAUCUCAACAAAGUGGCCUCUUACGAUCAAGUUAAUAAGAUGGACACGAGAAAUUUGGCUUUAAUGUUUGGUCCAACACUGAUUCGCCAAAACAACGACGACAUGGCAACCAUCGUUAAGGACAUGUCGGACCAGUGUCGCAUUGUGGAGAGCAUUAUAUGCCAUUAUGAAUGGUUCUUCAGCUCUUGGGACCAGGACAGUUAUGUCCCUUUGGAUGAGAAUUAUGAGGAAAAUUCUCGGCCAUCCAACACCUCCUUCUCAAAGAUGUCUUGUGAUGAUGAUGACAAUGCCAACAAUCCAAAAUACAUUGUGUCAUCAUUUGUACAAGCAGCGAAAAACCGUGUAAAGGGCGCGGACGAGGUAGACGCAAGCCAAGCCCCGGCUCCUCCGUACAGAGAGAGAAACAUUGAUCAGGAGGUCGCGAAACACCGCAUGAAAACACAAAACGAGACCACACAGAGCAGUCCCAAUCUCACAACUGUCCUGAAGACUAUGCCUCAACAAAUACAAGUGGUAGUGCGCAAAACAGAAAACCCCAAUGAUCGUCGAAUGGCAAAGUCCCAAGAGAUUUUAGAUCCAGAUUGGGAAUAUAUAGAUGCAGAGCGACAAUCUCAAAGUAUGAUAAUCAAACCGAGACAUUACUCGGAAGAUUCUCUUGAUAAAAAUGAUGAAAUGGAGUUAUCGUCCCAUGGUGGUCUCAGUGGGGGUUUUAGUGUGAGUCGUGAUACAAUAGAUCGUCUUCGGAAAAUUGAAGAGGAGGCUAGAGCGCUGCGGGAAAAGGAGGAAAAACGGAGGAGAGAUUUCGAAAGGAGAAAAUUGGAACGACAGAAAGUUGAACAAGAUAUUCAGAGAACGAAGAAGGAAAUUGAAUAUGAAGACAGUCAGAAUGUAGACGAUUUACUCAAUUCACCGUCAGUGUGGCAUUCUGCGAGUGAACUUCAUCGAUAUUCGUCAACUGGUCAUGUGAGACAAGGUUCGGCGACGUCGGAUUAUUCCAGUGUGUCAUCCGGGGCAGACAUACAUGGAGGUCCAUCAUGGCUCAAAUAUAGCAAUGCAUCAGACUACACAAGUGGUGGGUCCCUGGUAAAUGCAAACGGAGAAAAAGUUUAUAAGGACCCUAAGCAUGGAGGCAAGUAUUUUGUGAUACAGAGUGUGAAUAGUGCUAAAAUUCCUCCUACAAAACGAACAAAUUCCUUGGAAACAAUGUUAGAGAAUGACGAGGAAACAAAGCCGAGGCAGUACGCAAGAAUCACGACAAAACGUGGAUCGGAAAAGCCUCGGUGGGCAACUCGGGAAAGUGGUGAACAUAUACGACGCUCUCGUGGCAACUUGAGUCGUAGUAAUUCAGUGAGGAGAGGUUCAUUAGAUUCUUUAAUUGACCUGUUAGACAGACAAGAUCAGAAAGUCUAUGGCUACAACUCCUCGGAUUCAGAGGAUGGGUCUGAUCUUCUGAGCGACUUGACAUCCACGUUUGAUCAGAAGCUAAAAGUCUUGGUGAAUCCCAAGUACAAGCUAAAUGGUAGUACAAGCAGACUCAACAAAAGUGAUGGUUCUGGUUCUGUUACUAGUGACAAAAGUGAGCGUAGUGAAAAAAAUGAGAAAGAGAAUAAUGCUCACAUGCGUUUGCCCCCUCAGCUUCCACUGGCGCUGUGCAAUAAGUUUGGCCUGUGUAGCAGCAAUGACAUGCUUGAAAAACAAUACAGAGAUCCAAGUCUUCACAGGUCUCCCUUACAGAAAAGUGAGGCUAAGAUCGGCAUUGCGUACCGUUUUGAGCGUAGCCCCGCGAACAGUGCCGGCUCGACCAACAGUCGGGAGAAUAUGGGCGGAACACCGAAUCAGGUAUCCAGCUCUUCGUACCCUGGUCAUGCCACUGAGCCACGUACCACAUUCAUGGUGGUCAACCCCUCCCCAGUGACAGUCCUUGACCGAUCAGGCCGCCACUACUCACCAUCAGGAAUGUCACAGGGCAGAAAUAUAGCCAAAGGGGACAGUAGUCGUGAGGUACGACCCAUUUCUAAAUCUGAAAAAACUGAAGUGAACGUGUCUUUGUCUAAACAGGUCAAAGAUGCAACCAGUGCUGAGAGGCCGACCAGUUUUGUAAGAACUUUUGACAUUAGUGGAAAUGACAAAGCUUUAAAAGCUAGGUCGUCGAGUCCAGAGCCAGCACGGAAGGUGAAGAGGACAAAGCGGAGACACACUGUAGGAAGUACAAAUGAUGAACACUUCCAGGCCCUCAAGACCCUAUCCAAGCCUAGGGACGAGUCAAAAAUGUCGGCAUGGGAACGACUUCAACCUGGCGGAGGAAAAGACUAUCAGAUUAGUGCUAACCAAAAUCUCUUAUCCUGGAUGCAAAAUGAGCGUCUACGUGCAAGUGUUCCCGAUUUGUCAGUGGGCACGAUGGCUCAUAGUGGUUCCUACUCAUGAUAAUGCUAUAUAUACAUGUCGGCAUAAAACUGGCCUGUUGACAUUGUAAAUGGUUUUAUGUCUAAAGCAUUAAUUACCUGACUGUUUUAUUUGUGUGUUGCCAUGGUUUUACAUGAAUAUUUAUUACAUUGCCAUGGUUUUGCCUAUAAAUAGCUUAUGUAACCAUGGAUUUUAUUACAAUAGCUUGUGACUUUACCGUGGUUUUAGUUCAAUAGCUUGUUAUAAUUAGGUUGCCAUGGUUUUAUUUUUGAUGGCUUGUUAGGUUACUAUGGUUUUGAUAGCUUGUUACGUUACCAUGGUUUCCAAUAUUACAAUUAUUUGUUACCAUGGUUUUGCUUAUAUCCUGCCAGUGCUCUUUCAUAGUAUAUUUUUCCUUCGUCAAUUUUAGCUGUUUUCCCUAGAGACGUAUCGGAUUACGUAUGUAUUAUUACGGAGAUAAGACUUUGACUGUUGAAUAGUUGUUUUUAUAUUCGUGAUUUCAUCAGCUUAUAGUAUUUUUUUUUAUUAUGACUUUUUCGCUUUUUUCGUAAAAAAAAAAUACUUUUUAAAAGCUCAUGUCAAUCAUACACAUUCAUCAAGUGUUUAUCUGUCUUGUUCUUUCAUGUAAAAUAUUGCAGAGUUCUGAAAUUAUCAAACUUUCAUGAAAAAUGUAGACAUUUCUGACUGACACCUAAAAUUUAACACCUGUUUUGGGAUAUUGUAAGUCAUAGAUUAGUUUUUGAAGCUUCUUAACUUAAAUGUCCUUAAUUAUAAUAGCGGAAAAAACAACAGGCCAAAAUUUACCAAAAUCUAUAUUCUGCGUAUUUAUCAAUAUAUAGUAUAAUGCUAGAUCUAAAAAACUGACAUAUAUGUGUGAAAAAUUUCAAUAUGAAUAUUUCAUUUUCAAAAUGCAGUGCAAUGAAAAGAUUUAAAUUAUGUAUGUUUGAAGUCCUUUCAGACUUCAUCAGCAAUACCAAUAGUAACUAAUAUUUAUAUAAUUAAUAUUGUGUCUGAAUAUGCUAUAAGGCUAUUUAUAUCUUUUAUUAAUACAGACUUCGAUGAAUCAUUUCUGAUUUACUUCAGUAUCUGUCUAUCUUUUAUAUUGUAACGUGAAUUUUUGUUCACAUGAAAAAUGCCAUGUUUGGCAACACAAUCCAGCUACCUUGGAAUGGUUGCUUCAUUUUCCUAUAAUAUUAUUGGUGGAAACAGAAUUUAUAUAAAUCAAGAUCUUGUUGUUUGAAGAAGUAUGUAAUAUUUAGAAAUAAAGAAAUGCUAACAUAAAUAUCAUUGUUAAAGGCAAGAAAGCCUAAAACAACCACACCUUGAUAAACAGAAGUCUCGUUUACUUUUACUAAAACAUGUCAGUGUUGAAAAUAUGUAUUUACUGUUCAACAAGAGUACAAAGUCCUUAAGUGAUUUCACAAAAUUAAUUCAUUAUACAUUUGUUUUUCUGUGAGCUGCUGUGCAGUUUGCUUACAUUGUAUUGUCCAAAGAUUAUAGAUUAUUACAGUACAAAUAAUUAUCGUUAAUAUAAAAAAUUCAAUGCUGGCCAUUGUAACUCAAUACCAGUAUUUUUCCACCACACCUUAAACUAUGUGUGUUUUAAGUUUUUUUACACCUUAAAUUUUAAAAUGUCUUCACUGUCACUUUACUAUUCUGAAUAAAAACAGAAUUUUAAUAAGUUAGACAUUAAAUUGACAAAUUUUCCAUUUGGAAAAUAUUCUUACACUUUUUUUAAGUGACUUGAUAUGAAAACACCAUGCACUAAAAUCUUUGACAAUAGUUUUGAAAACUUGCAUGGAAAUAACUGUAGUAUUGGUUAGAUACAGCCGUCAGCACUUUGUUAGAUUGCAGUCACUCAAUACAUUUGUAGAUUAUUAUCUUAAUGUUUUGUGUAUAGAAUAAUUGUCAGCAAUGAUCGCCAUGUAUGUUUAUAGGCAUAGUUCGGGUAAUUUAACAGUGCAGAAAUGACCCUUUCAUACCCUGGAGUACUGGGCGGAAAUUUUCAAAAUCACCAAAUGCAGAAAUCGUCAAUCAAGCAACACUUUGGCCAGUUAGCCAGUAACUAUAUACGUAGGGAAAUAAGUACUACUGUAUAGAGUAAAAUUCACUGUCAUAAGAAGCUGUUGAGAAAAUUUUUAUUGAGGUAUAAGUUCUGCAAAACUAAAAAAAAAUACCUUUUUAUAGGAAUCUUUUAAGUGUUUAGUGGGAAAAUCUUGCCCCAAAAUAUGACUUGUAAUUUUUUUUUUUUUUACAUUUACAGCAAAGGUUUUUAAAUUGUCAGUUUUGUGGUAGGUAAGAUAUGGCUGCAUCUUGCCGCUAUGAUUAGUGCUGAGUUAAAUUGUGUAAAAUUUUACUAUAAAUAUGCAUAAUAAUACCAUUACUGCAGUACUAACAAGUUCCAUACAUCAGGGAGAGUGUGAGAGAGUUAGUUAGACGAUGUUGAGAUUAUCCAUCCCCUCAUUAUAUAUUUCCAUUAGAAAAUCAUUUUCAUUGAACUUUGUACAAAAAAUUCCUUAUCAAGGGGAAUAACCCCAGCGGAUUUAACAAAAAAAAUCCUUAUCAAGGGGAAUAACCCCAGCAGAUUUAACAAGGAAGAAAAGAAGAGCUGUUUUAUAUCGCAAUGUUUAAAACGGAAUACAGCACAUUACAUUGAGGACAGUAACGUAGACAAAGAAAGAACUGGAAUUCCCAUAUAAAGUAACAAAAUAGUUUUGAUAGAUAUACAAUCAUGUGUAGGUUACAUUUUCUGCGUCUUUCACGAGACUUUAUAGAUUUUUCUGUGAGACUACAUUGAAUGUAUGACUUGAAGAUGAUGUAAAUAUUGUUUAAUUUUAACAGAGCUUCUGUAAAGGUCUUUUGCAAUAGAUUUUACUCCUGAUGUUUUAGAAUCAGUUUUGAUAUUUAAUGUUUUUGUUACAUGUAGAUCUUUGUAUUAAAGGUUGGAAAUAUAAAAAAAUAUUCAUUAUUUUGAAGGUAGUAACAAUUUUUUUUAAAAUUGAGAAAAAAAUAUAUUCAAAAUACCUUUAAAGAGCAAGAAAAAAGUUUCUUCUAAAGACCAAAAUUUUGCCAGCUUAUGAUUGUUUAUAGCAUUUGAAACAAAAACAUUAAAUAUUGGGAAAAAAACUCCUAAUUUUGUGUAUAUUUUGUGUACCAAUUUUACAUCCUUCAUCUAUAUGGUCUUCCAUUUUUCAUGUAGUUUUUUUAUACUAAAUAAGUUGUAUUGAAAAUGUUAACAUGUUUAGACAGAUUUAACCAUGGUUAGCUACUGUUAACUCAGUUAGCUGUUGUAAACCAGGUUAAGUGAUAAUUAAUCAGGUUAGCUAUUGUUAACCAGGUUAAGUGAUAAUUAACCAGGUUAGCUAUUGUUAACCAGGUUAAGUGAUAAUUAACCAGGUUAGCUGUUGUUAACCAGGUUAAGUGAUAACUUGUUGUUAUGGCAAGGUUAACUUGUGAGAGUACUGAAAGAUACCAAAGAAUGACAUAUAGACUAUCAGUGUUCUGUUUAACCAAUACUGUACAGUGGAGCACUGGAUAGUUGUACAAAUGAAAUCUUAAAGAUGGA